UUUAUCAAAGUUUUGUUUUUUUCAUUAUGUUUUCUGAGUAGCACGUGACUUUUCGAAACCUGUCAACAAGCAAUCUGAGAGUGUUUCACAAGAUUGUGGUUUCACUGGAUGUAGGAAAUGUGUUCAAAUAGGAAUCAGAGGAAGUAAAACGAACUUCACUUGGUAACUUUCUUUAGUCUUCCGAAAUGAACGACCUCGCAACUAGCAUGACGGAUUGUUCCUCAUUUAAAUAUUACCGACCAUUUUCUGGAUACUUGGAUAAUAAUUUCUCUCUUGGUUCGAAGUCCAAAACGCAACUCUUAGAGGAAUAUAACAGCCUCGACGAAGUAGGUGCUCGCCAUUUCUAUUUUGAAGUUUUGAAAGAAAUUAAAAAUUCCAUAUUCAGUGACAGACUAGAGAUAUUUCAACUUUUAAAUGAAAUAUUGAACCAUUUAAACGAAACUUUAGAUUCCGAACUGAUUAAGACGUGGCAACAAGAUGCUCAUAAAUUAAACGGAAAUUUAAAUUUGAUAAUUUUUGCCUGUAAAUGGGCUUCGAUGAAAAUUAUAGAGUAUUUACUUUCAAAUGAAAAUAAUUUUUAUAAAUUGCCAUUUUUAACUGGAAAAGAUGAUCUUUCUCCCGAUGAAGAAGACGAAGAAUGUCACAAUGCCUUCUACUAUGCCAUCCGCUCUAAUGUGGAAAGAAUUCUUCAAAUUCUUAUUGAGAAAUGGCCGAAUGCUUAUUUCGAAGAAAAUUUCGGUAGACUGGACGAUAUUCUUUCCAAAGCAUAUGAUGAUCUAAUCUUAAGAAAUGUGUAUAUAUGUAAAAAUAUGGAAAUAUUCGUUAAAGAUAAAUUAGUAGACUUACGAUUUUUCCAAGAAAAAAGCUCCAAUAAAACGCAAAAAAUGCCAAAAGGCAAAGCUAGUAAUGAUACCCAAAAGUUUAAAGAUUUAGUGUCUAAUCGAAUAGAUUUUAUUUCAGAAAGAAUUGAUAAUAUUAAGGAAAGUUUUUGGGACUCAGAACCUGACGAAGCAUUUAUACUUUCUGCUAAGUACAUCGUGAAAAAUCUUUUUACCUUGAAAUCCAGCUUCGUAUUCGUUAAUAAAUUACCUUGGGAAGAAAUCGAAUUCUGUUUGAUUAUCUUUAUCCAUUGUUGCUCGAAUCACUUUCAGAAAGAUCCCUUAUAUCAUUUUGUUCUCAAUAAAAGACGGAUUCUCUCUUACUUGUCACAUUUUUCGAAGUUACUAAAAACAGUGAAAGAGCAAAUAAAAAAAGCUAACGUUAAUAAAACUGGAAAAAUAGUUAUAAAAGAAAUCGACAGCAUUGAUGGCAACGAAGAUUUUAAGGAAUUGUACAGCGAUUUUGCUCAAGUCAGAGAUUUGUAUUCCAUCGAGACAAUAAGAAGCUCCAUAGAACUGGCCAUAUCCGCUGACGCGACCACAAAAAAUGGCCAACUCGUCAUUGUCAGAGUUCUUCAAGUCAUCGGUGAGCACUUUAAAUUCUCUAAAGACUCACCGAAACUGACAGAGGCAACUUCUGAACUUUUAUUGGCUGCUUUUCCAGGUAAUAUUAAAGACAUUAUCACACGUUUGAGAGAUAGUUUGUCACAUUCCGAAUCAAUUUCUAUGAGAUCUGAGAUUGAAAAGAAUACUCCCAGUUUCUUUGCUCAUUUGCAGAAAGACAUUGCCAAAAUGAAAGUAACAAUGAUCGAAAUUCGUCGAAGAACUGCAAUAUUGAUCAUUCGAACUGUGCUGGACAGAAUAGUGCGUUGCGGGAAUCAUAGUGAAAUGAAAGAGUUCGUAAGUCAAAAUCACAUCUGUGAGAAAUUUCUCCGAAAAGAACUAGAAGAAACUAAUAACUUGAUGAUAAAUGACAUGAAUGAAUUGGAACAAUUAAUUUCAAAUUUGGAAAAGGAAAUUGAUAAAGAACUAAACAAAUCAAAAGAACUUUUUAGUGAUGUCCACGACAUAAUCCAUGGCAAAAGUGUUGAAGAACCAAGAUAUUAUUCAAGACUGACAGAACUUUUUGAAUCUGCCAUCCCAGGCGAUAAAGAAGGAUAUAGGAGUCAUCUUUUACAUUCGUACUUUGUCACUCCCUCUUCUGAAAUGGCAGCAUUUGCUCAAGAUUUAACGAAAGUGAGAAUGAAUUACGGAAAAUUCAAUCAAAUAUUGCGUGGUAUCGUUUUGAGAAACCAGCUGGGGACACUAGCUGACGCAAAUGAAAAUUUUGUAACAGAGGAAGAUAUAGGACAAUUUACUGAGCUAAUUUCAGUUCUAGAAAAAAUAACCGAUGAGAAAUCAAGAAAUGAAACAGCCGUUCUUCAACAAAUUCAGAAUUUGAUCCAAAUGGAAAAGACAAGAUUAAAAGAGGUAGGGAGAGUUUUUAAUCAAGUGAUCUCCAGCUUCUUGGAAAUCCUUUUGAAGAAAGGAAAUGAAAGAACUGUCGUAGCUACAAAUAGAUUCGUUCAUCAAAUUCAGAGCAAAUUAGCAGUACUCACUGUGUCAUUGGGUUUCAAAUCUUUUUCUAGAGAAUUAAAUUCAAUUGCAAACCAGAUUCUCCUAGAUGGAGAAUUUGUAAGAGAAGCAGGUGUCAUAAGAGCUCUUGCCGAUAUCUCCAAUUUCUUACAAUUCCACAUGGGAAACAUUAAAUGGAUUAAAGAUUUCAGACAUAUGCUUCAAAGUGAUAAGAAACAAGAACCUGGAAAAAACAAAAAGUCGUCUGAUCUGGACGACGAUACUGAAAUUCAUCUUAAGAACGCACUGAAGUUAUUGGAAAAUUCAAUGUGUGAUUAUCAUUUGAAUGAAUUAAAUCCUGCAGAGAUAGAGAAUUGCGAGAAAAAUCCGGAGAUGCGGUUUCUGAUUGAGAUGCUAGUAUUAGACGUUCUGUCUGUUCUUGAAUAUAAUUUCUUAAGUCAUGAUCCAUAUUUCCUAGAUAGUGAUUUUCCUAUAUUAAAUGGUAGAAAUCUACGCAAUCAUUUAGCUCACGGGAAUGUUUUAGUGAGCGUUGUCUUAGGGGAUGAUUUUACAAAUGUUUUGCUAAAUGCGAAGAAGCUGCUUUCCAAAAAAGACAUUUUUCGUGAUAAAUUAAUUGGGAAGAAAACCGAAAAUAACCCAUUUAAAUCUAAGGAAUCACUCAAUAGAUAUUUAUCAGUUAUAAAGCAACAAAACAGUUUAUCUGUUGCUUUGGCCAAAGGCAACAUUGAUGAUGUGAUAUGUUGCAUUAAGGAAGGUGCAGAUCUUUGUGGAAAAAGCACUGAUCUAUCAAAUUCCUUGCAUUUUGCAGCAAAAGGGAUGAAUCUGGAAUUGAUAAAGUUUCUUCUAAAGUUUUUCCCGAAUAUCAGUGAGUGUGACGCAAAUAAUCAAACAUUUUUGCAUGUUGCUGCAGCUAACGGGACAUUAAAUAUAGUGGAAUAUGUUUUAAAAGAAAAGAUCAUAUAUGUUGAUAGUCAAGAUAUCGAUGGAAAAACUCCACUUCACCUUGCAUCUGAAAACGGCCACAUCGAUGUUGUGCAGUAUUUGCUGGAACACGAGGCUAAAACAACUUUGAGGACAAUUAAUGGACUUACUCCACUCCACCUUGCGGUUUUAGAAAAUCAUUAUGAUGUAGUUUUAACUCUCCUGGAAAAGGAAGAACACGUUGAUGCCACCCAAGCCUUCUAUGGUGUCACAGUUCUGCAUCUAGCCGCAGGAAGAGGACACUUGAAAUUAGUUGAGGCAUUUAUAGAAAGAGGGGCCGAUGUCAAUUUUUAUUCGGAUAUGCAUCUCACACCCUUGCACUAUGCUGCAAGAGGAGGCCAUAAGGAUGUCGUGGAGUUCUUAAUAGCGAAUAAGUCAAUGCGACAAGCGUAAAUGGUUUGACACCGCUGCAUUGGGCUGUAGAAGAAGAAAAAGAAGAAAUAGUAACUAUUUUGUUGCAAAAUGGAGCCUGGGUCAAUUCGGUUUUCGUGAGAAGUCUGACUCCUCUAUCUAUGGCAGCGAAAGU
Argiope bruennichi is the source of this 3960-nucleotide messenger RNA. RefSeq lists its product as uncharacterized. The coding region runs from base 186 to 3827 and encodes 1213 amino acids. NCBI's taxonomy places the organism in Eukaryota, Metazoa, Arthropoda, Arachnida, Araneae, Araneidae. The transcript has a single exon. Gene Ontology annotation, molecular function: protein binding. The record is from RefSeq and is a predicted model, not a curated record.